Molecule: messenger RNA, 879 nt
Organism: Hirsutella rhossiliensis
Lineage: Eukaryota; Fungi; Ascomycota; Sordariomycetes; Hypocreales; Ophiocordycipitaceae
Product: phytanoyl-CoA dioxygenase (PhyH) domain-containing protein
Exons: 1
Coding region: 1-879 (292 amino acids)
Source: RefSeq, a predicted model, not a curated record
AUGCCCGCGCAAAAGACGUCGGCCCGGCUCGCCGACCUCGAGCGCGACGGCUUCGUCGUCAUCAAGUCCAUCGUCAGCCCCGAGAAGCUCGAGACGCUGCGCGCCGCCAGCCGCGAGGCCGAGGCCCUGGCCCGCGCCGGCGACUGGCCGCACACACGCACCGUCGGCAAGCAGUUCCCCCCCUGGCACCCGGACCCCGAACAGGGCAUCUGGGGCGUCCAGCACCUCAUGAACCCGGCCCUGCCCGGCAGCGCCGUCUUCACCCACCUGUACUUUUCCGAAGAGGUCCUGUCCAUCGUGCGCGAGCUGCUCCAGUGUGACGACGAGCACCUCAUCAUGGAGCUCUUCAACAUGCUCGUCCGCCCGGACCGCGACUUCGAGCUGCGCUGGCACCGCGACGACAUCCCCGCCGACGCCUCGGCGGACCAGGAGAUGGAUCGCCUCGCCCGCCCGGCCUUUCACGCCCAGUAUAACUUUGCCCUGUGGCACGACGACUCGCUCGUCCUCGUCCCGGGCUCCCACCGGCGCCCGCGCACCGACACGGAGCGCGCCGCGGGGCCCUUUGAGAAGACGCUGCCGGGCCAGCUCGUCGUCACCCUCGAGCCGGGCGACAUUGCCUUUUACAACAACAACAUCCUCCACCGCGGCGUCUACGACAGCAAAAAGGACCGCAUGACCCUCCACGGCUCCGUCGGCCAUGUCGGCGGCAGCCAGCUGCGCGCCCGCAACGUCCUGCAGCACGGCGUUGGCGACUGGGUCGGCGCCGUUGACUUUUCCGGGCUCGGCGAGGCUGAACGGCGCCGCGCAGAGGGCAUGCGCGCUCGCCUCGUCAAGAUGGGCAGCGAGAGCGGCCAUGUCGGAUACUCGCUGCAGGGCUGA